UUCCGUGGGACAACGUUGAUAACGCGACAGCAAGCUAACUUAGUUAGCUGGCUAGCUACACGUCGUCACAUGCAGUGCGGUGAUAAGGCGUAACUAGCAAUGCUUCUAGCCAACUGUUGCUAACUUAGAUUCAUUUUUAUCGUGAGCAGCUGUUGAUGUCACGUUUUUAGUUUGCUAACUAUGCAUGGUGGAACUUUCCAUUACAAACAUCUUGUAUUGCUAACAUUAACUAGCUAGUUAGGAUGUUUUAGCAGCUAGCUAAUGUUAGCUAUUGACGGAACGUUAGCUAGAUACCAUCAAGUGCUGUUUUAUGAGUCCUACCUCUGCCCAUCCGCUAUGCUAACAUGCAUUAUACAGUCACUUUUAGCAUCUUGUCUCAUUUUACGUACCACCAAAUUAACAUAAUUGUAGAUCGCUACAUAACAGAAUUGAAAAUGAGAUGACGAUAAAGAUGUGAUUAUUCAGCACCCUUCUUGCGGGGCACAACUGGUUUCGGGUUAACUAGUGGUGGCUAACGUUAGGCAAUGUAACUAAAGUUAAUGUCAGAGCCAAGCCACAAUAAGCCAUUCAUGUAGCGUAGUUGGAUGCCGAGCUAAAUUUGAAUAGCUGUAAUAACUUCACCCUCAACAGAACGUGAUCCGGUAACUGGUGGUGGUAUAACCGAAAUGACGUGAAAUACGGUCAUGUAAUCAUGAUUAGAAGUGCUAACGUGACGUUUCCGGACAGUCAGUCAUGACUGAUGCAUGUGAAUUUCAAAGUGAUGUAGCUAAUAUUAGCUUGCCAGUUUACGCAUAAGUACAGUGUUAAAGAUAUUGUUUAUAUUUUUAUUGUCAUGUCAAAAUGCCGUCUGAAAAUGAGGGCCAGGGGGAUGGGAUCUCAGAGAUCCAUUGAAUCAGUUCUAUAUGUAAUUCUAUGGGAUGGCAUUUACCCUCCAUCAGUGUCUGUCUUUAUUAGCAUGUUUUUUACAUGAUGGGUCAACAACCAACCUGUAAUACAGAUCGUGUGAAAAGACAAAGGCAAGCAGCAUCAUGCUCAUACGCCUUACUAACUUUCCACUAUGGAAGGAAUGUUUACAGCUUCAGGCAGAUGCUGGGACCAGUUGGGAUGCUUGGCUGUGUGGCAAAUGGAUAACAUUUCAUUUUCAUUCACAUUGAUCCUGCUUAAACAAGCAUGUAGGAUUCUUGGGGAAAUAGCCCACAAUGUAGAGCCAUAGUGAGAGGUGACAAUAAAUUAAAUGUAGAAAUUCACAUUUAUUUUUUGUCAGCAAAUUACUUUUUACUACAUCUAUAUUCCCAUAAAUCCACUCCUUUUCCUCUAUUUUAAAUGUUAUUGUGAAAGUGACAUCUGGCCCCAUGUUACCUAAUAUGGUCUCAUUGCCUGUACUUCAGGCUUGACUUGUGGAAUUACAACACUUUCUAUGCAGGCAUUUUUAGUGUAUAUAGUUCCUUCCUGCCUCGUUAGACUCGAUUUGUCUGAACAUGCAGGCAGAGACGCUUGAAGUGUUAACAGUUCUGCUUGGUCAAAUACAACUGUGUUUAUCAAUCCUUUACAGCAACUUGUGCAUGCCUACCUGGGAGUGUGUUUAUGAAACACCACAUAACAUAGUCUUAGUAGGUUGUAGCGUGCUGUGUUAGGGCCAUGGCAUUGAAGGACAAGCUAGAAGCGGUGCUGAACGUGGGGCUGCGUGUCCCCAGCAUCAUGCUGCUGGAGGUACUCUACCGCUGGGAUGUCAGCUCCUUCUUCCAGAAGAUCCAGAGAAGCAGUCUCAACAACAACCCCCUCUUCCAGUACAAGUACCUGGCUCUCUACCUGCACUAUGUAGGUUACAUCCUCAGCCUGGUGCUCCUGACUCUGCCUCGUCAACACCUGGUGAAGCUCUACCUGUACGUGCUCACUGCCCUGCUGCUCUUCGCUGGACACCAGGUGUCCAGGGAUUAUGUCCGCAGUGAGCUGGACUCUGGGUACGAGGGACCGCUCUACCUGGAGCCACUAUCCAUGAACCGGUUCAACACCGCCCUCCUAGCUCAGCUGGUGGUGUGCACCCUGUGCUCCUGCGUCAUGCAGACCAAAAGGAUCUGGCUGUUCUCUGCUCACCUGCUCCCCCUGGUGGCCCGUCUCUGUCUGGUCCCCCUGGAGACCAUCGUGUUCAUCAACCGCUUCGCCAUGAUCUUCACGGGCCUGGAGGUCAUCUACUUCCUGGCCUCCAACCUGCUGGUGCCCUACAACCUGGCCAAGACCGCCUACAGGGAGCUGGUGCAGGUGGUGGAGGUGUACGGGCUGCUGGCUCUGGGGAUGUCCCUGUGGAACCAGCUGGUUCUGCCCGUCCUCUUCAUGUGCUUCUGGCUGGUUCUGUUCGCCCUGCAGAUCUACAGCUACUUCAGUAGCCGGGACCAGCCCACCUCCAGAGAGAGGCUGCUCUUCCUGUUCCUCACCAGUAUUGCAGAGUGUUGCAGCACGCCCUACUCCCUGCUGGGCCUGGUCUUCACUGUUUCUUUCGUGGCGUUGGGCGUCCUCACACUCUGCAAGUUCUACCUGCAGGGCUACCGGGCCUUCAUGAAUGACAACACCAUGCACCGGGGGAUGACAGAGGGCAUCACGUUACUGAUCCUGGCUGUACAGACUGGUCUGAUCGAACUGCAGGUCAUCCACCGAGCCUUCCUCCUGAGUAUCAUCCUCUUCAUCGUGGUGGCCUCCAUCCUACAGUCCAUGCUGGAGAUAGCUGACCCCAUUGUACUGGCUCUAGGGGCCUCCCGGGACAAGAGCCUGUGGAAGCACUUCCGGGCCGUGAGCCUGUGCUUGUUCCUGCUGGUCUUCCCAACAUAUAUGGCCUACAUGAUCUGCCAGUUCUUCCUCAUGGACUUCUGGCUCCUCAUCAUCAUCUCCUCCAGCAUCCUCACCUCACUGCAGGUGCUGGGCACCCUGCUUAUCUACAUCCUGUUCAUGGUGGAGGAGGUCCGUAAGGAGCCCGUACAGAACAUGGACGAUGUCAUCUACUACGUGAACGGGACCUACCGGCUGCUGGAGUUCCUGGUGGCGCUCGUGGUGGUGGCUUACGGCGUGUCAGAGACGGUGUUCGGGGAGUGGACGGUGAUGGGCUCCACCAUCAUCUUCAUUCACUCCUACUACAACGUGUGGCUGCGGGCCCAGCUGGGCUGGCAGAGCUUCCUGCUGCGCAGAGACGCCGUCAACAAGAUCAAGAGCCUGCCCACCGCCUCUGACCUGCAGCUGGAGAAGUAUAACGACAUCUGCGCCAUCUGCUAUCAGGACAUGAAGUUUGCUGUCAUCACCCCUUGCAGCCACUUCUUCCACGCUGGCUGUCUCAAGAAGUGGCUUUAUGUACAGGAGACCUGCCCCCUCUGUCACAAACAGCUGAAGAGCCAAUCACAGCCUGCCAAUGCCACCGCUGCACCCGCCCAGGACAUUCUACCAGCCAAUCCCAACCCAGCAGAGGCUGGGCAAGGAGAGCCAGUGGCGGUUGCGGCUGAGGGGGACAAAACCGUUACUCAGAACGGUGUUCCUGUUGACGGGAGCCAAGCCAGCCCCUCUUCCACCUCUGCCUUGCCCUCAAGCUCUAGUUUAGGGUUAGCAGAGGAGAGUGCCCCGGGCCCCCAGCAGGCUGACACAGUGGACAGUGUGUAUUUGGAGGACCAGGUGGCUGGUCUGUCACAGGGCUCGGGGGAGUCAUGUCUCCGGCAUCGCCAGUCCCAGCAGUCUGCCUCUUCACCUGCAGCAACAUCAUCCACAGCAUGUGGAGCUGAACUGUAGUCAGAAUGGUCUGCCGGCCCCUGCUGCCUCUGAACCGCACUCCUGCACACCACCUCACACACAGCUAAAGACUAAGUGGCCAAUACGUAUAACCAAGAUGGAGGUUGCUGGUUAACUGUUGGACUGACCUCCUAUUGCCACUUUCCAACACCUCCCCCUUAAUGAACUCUAUUUCUUGGCCUGUUUCUUAAAUGUUGGUUUUAAACUCAUUAACAUUUCAUGGUUAUUAAUCCUAUAGGAUUGUAUGAAAUCUGAUGCAGACUUUAGUAAUGUUUGAUUCUGAGAUGCCAUACUGAAACAUCAUUACAUUUCACUGUUGAGAAAUAUGCAUUGACUUCUCCCACUUGACAACAAAAUAUGUAAGUAGCCUUGUGCUAGCCAGAACGACUCAUAGCAGCAGAUCUGUUUCUGUAGCAUGAGGCGGGUUGAUGUACAAGUACAGCCCCUGGCCCCCUGGACGGGACACUAGUCCAGGGGUCGGCCACCCUGGUUCUGGAGAGGCACAGGCAGACCAGGUGUGUUGAAUUUGGUCAAUCACUGAAGUGAUCAAUUAUCUCAGUUGGUCAGGUGUGGUGCCUCGUUGGAACAACAUCCUGCUGUACCUGCACCCCCUCCUCUCCUCCUGGGCCUGCCCUGGUUGGGCCGUGGGCCUGCCCUGGUUGGGCCGUGGGCCUGCCCUGGUUGGGCCGUGGGCCUGCCCUGGUUGGGCCGUGGGCCUGCCCUGGUUGGGCCGUGGGCCUGCCCUGGUUGGGCCGUGGGCCUGCCCUGGUUGGGCCGUGGGCCUGCCCUGGUUGGGCCGAUAAUCUGUUACACAACCUGAAUGUUACCAAGUCCAGGGGCAGGGCAGGCUGGUGUGUAGGUAGAAGACACCAAUGUUCCCCGGGUGUGUUUUAGAUUAAAUUAAUUCAUACUGAAGAGAACAUACCCAUAUGGCACUUGAUGUAGAAGCUUUAUGCACGCUUGGCUUGCACGCAGUCACCGUCCGAUAGCCGUAGGAACUUUAUUUUCAUAUGUAGCCAUUUGCACUGUCAUUUAUAGCGACGCUCCAAAGUUGUCUUUGUCAGGUACCAAAUAUUUUUGGUAUGCAUGAGGAAAAAGCCCUAUAUAAAUGUGUGUAUAUAAACAUUUAUAUUGUAUGUGAAGAGGACUUUUGAUAUGCCUGCCAUUCAGUGUUAAAGCUGCACCCCCCCAGUAUGAAGCGAUCAGAGGCUUGUGUGAACACUUCAGUAACCCUUUCGGUAGAAGUGUGAAGAGAGCUGAUCACAGAUUGAGGGAGUUGCCAGCGCUAAAUUGACCUAAAACAGUAUUUGUUACAAUUUUGAGAAUGAAUACAUAGUAUUAUGUAUGAUCAAAUUUGUCAAACGUUCGAUCAAUUGGUGGCUUUUGGACAUUUUCUUGAAUCUAUAUUGGGAGAAGCGGCUAAGAGUGUAUAGUAUUUUACAUACAUCAUGACAUUGACAUUUUGAAGAGGACUUUUAGCAUUUGAAAUGCAUUCCAAUUUGGAAUGUAAUGUUUCUUUUGAGAAGCCUUACAAAUUCAUUAUUUUUCUUUUUUCUUUUUAAUACAAAAGAAUGACAUGCUCUGUGAAUGCUGAUUUCCAGUCAAAUUGUUUGGUAAGAGAUUUGCCUGGUGUUUCCAUUUCAUUUUACAAAACUGCUGAAUGUCAAAUUCAACAAUCUAAUUUUUACCUGCACUCUGAACAGUCUUUUGGUGUUGGAGAUUUGAGUGUUAUAGCUGGUGAUAGAUUAGCCACAGCUUCCAACAUCACCAUGCAAGCUCGAUCCUGGAACCCGCAGGCCAUCAUUGUGAAUAAGAAUUUGUUCUUAAUUAACUUGCCUUGUUAAAUAAAGGUUACAUAAAAUAAAUGAAAAGGCCACAGGGGUGGAAGGUGGAGGAAAAUGUCAAGAGAACUGGCAUGGGGUGGAUUUAGCUGGAGAAGACUACCCAGAUCAGUGUGAUGGAGAAUGGCCUAUGCUUUCGAAGGAGGUGAGGUAAGAUUUGAGUGAGGAGAGGAUCUCCUCUGACCACCUCCAAUGGGUUUUGAGAAUUAGGUGAGGAGAGAGGAUGCAAGGAGUGUACCAUUGAGUUUCUUCCCUCGUUUAGCACAGACAGACACACUGCGCUGGCGCUGCAUUAUAGUCUGUCAGUCCCACUUUACAAUACACAGACCUUAUACCAUAUAAACUGGAUGGUUUGAGCCCUGAAUUAUGAUUUGCUGAAAACCAUGGUAAAUCAGACCUUAUAAAAUAGGAAUGACCAUAUUAAUCUAAUUCUCUAAUUACAUUGGUAACCAGUUUAUAAUAGCCAUAAGGCUCCUCAGGGGUUUGUGAUAAAUGGCCAAUAUACCGCAGUUAAGAUCUGAGUCCAGGCACUCCCUUUAGCUGUGGUAUAUUGGCCGUAUACCACACCACCUAGAGUCUUAUUGUGUAAAUAACUGGUAAUACACAUGUUAUUACGUUGAGAUUGUGUAUUUUCUAAAACGUCUUGGUGAACAACCAUUGAGUUGUACGUACAUACUAUAGCCACAAGGACUUCACUGUAACGUAUCUUUUCAUAAUUGCCAUGAACCACUUUGGAAAAACCUGGUUACAAUGAUUCUGUCACCAACUGAAAUUAGGCGAACUAUUUGAAUUUUAGCAACCAGGAAAUGUCGGAGCGAUUUCUGCAUAGUGCAUCUUUAAGUUUAGGAAACGUAUUUUGUUUGACGUCAUUACUGUUUUUAAAUGUUCCAAUAAAAACUUGUGGUCAGUUUUUAUAAAA
Salvelinus fontinalis (brook trout) is the source of this 6525-nucleotide messenger RNA. RefSeq names its product RING finger protein 145-like. The transcript has 11 exons. The coding region runs from base 1639 to 3765 and encodes 708 amino acids. Gene Ontology annotation, cellular component: endoplasmic reticulum; endomembrane system. Gene Ontology annotation, molecular function: zinc ion binding; ubiquitin protein ligase activity. Lineage: Eukaryota; Metazoa; Chordata; Actinopteri; Salmoniformes; Salmonidae. The record is from RefSeq and is a predicted model, not a curated record.